UCAGCAGCUACUCAAACAAAAAUAUUUCACUUAUUCAUCUGUUUUUAUCAACACUUGUUCCAUUCUUAGCUUUUGUCGAACCAAAUUUUGGAAGAUGGCCAAGAGAAAUGUUGCUGCUAAUUCUUCUUUUGAAAGAACUAGCUUGGCUUCCCUGGAUCAAAAGUUGGCCUUGGCCAAGCGCUGUUCUCACGAGGGUGUGAUGGCAGGAGCCAAGGCAGCUGUUGUUGCUACUAUUGCCAGUGCAAUCCCAACUCUGGCUAGUGUGAAGAUGCUACCUUGGGCAAAAGCAAAUCUCAAUCACAGUGCUCAAGCUCUCAUAAUUUCCACAGUGGCUGGAGCAGCAUAUUUCAUCGUAGCAGACAAGACCGUUUUGGCAACCGCAAGAAAGAACUCCUUCAACCCACCCUCUAACCCAUGAAUUCCAAUUCACAACUUGGUUGUUGAAUUCAGCUGCACUACUUUAAUCGGGCUAUCGUAGCAUUAACCGAUCAUCCAACUCAUCACAUAUGUAUAUGUAUUCAGAAAUUAUAUAUAAUAAAGAAGGAUUCGCAUUACAGUGAGAGAGCACUUAUGUACCAAACAUCAGUUAAUUAUUAAAAAUGCAAAUCAUUUGCCUUUCUUUU
Vigna angularis (adzuki bean) is the source of this 623-nucleotide messenger RNA. Its product is annotated as early nodulin-93. The transcript is spliced from 4 exons. Lineage: Eukaryota; Viridiplantae; Streptophyta; Magnoliopsida; Fabales; Fabaceae. The record is from RefSeq and is a predicted model, not a curated record. Bases 95 to 418 code for a protein of 107 amino acids.